CAUCUGAAGCUAGCUAGGUUUCUGUGACUAGAAAAGGUACAUUGUAGUGCGACAUUGUCGAGGGCUGUUCAGCCAAUUGAUCUUCCGUUUAUAAGAAGGCGUUUCUUUAGUUAAUGCGUAGCUACAAGAGCUGAAAUUUGUGUUUGACACACGAGGGGAUUAAUUGAAGUGGCCUCACGAAUGCUCAGUUAACAUCUUAUUCUUGUGCAAUUUGAAUGUCCUGAGAAGAUAUUUAUAACCUUAAUUUAAAUACAUUUAGAUGAUGGCUAACAUGGCAGAGUCCACUAUGAGCACUAGUGCGAGUGUGUCCCACAGCGUGUUGAGCUGGGACCAGGUGAGCCGUCUUAAUGAGGUCCUGACAGAGGUGGUGCCCGUCCAUGGCAGAGGGAACUUCCCCACUCUGGAGGUGAGGCUGAAGGACAUUGUGCAGAUGGUGCGCACCCGGCUGCAGCUAAGGGGGAUUAAAGUGAAAGACGUCCGUCUGAACGGCUCUACAGCCAGCCACGUGCUGGUGCAGGACAUUGGCUGGAGCUACAAGGACCUGGAUGUCAUUUUCAGGGUGGACCUGCCCCAGGAGUCAGGAUUCCAGCUGGUCAAAGACGUGGUGCUAGGCACGCUGCUGGACUUCCUCCCUGAGGGGGUGAACAAGGAGAAGAUCACCCCCAUGACUCUGAAGGAGGCCUACGUUCAGAAGCUAGUCAAGGUGUACACUGAGCAGGACCGCUGGAGCCUCAUCUCCCUCUCCAACAACAACGGACGCAAUGUGGAGCUCAAAUUUGUGGACUCUAUCCGCCGGCAGUUUGAGUUCAGUGUGGACUCAUUCCAGAUCGUGCUGGACUCACUGCUGACCUACUACGACUGUUCGCCAGGGAACCCCAUGUCUCGCCACUUCCACCCCACCGUGGUGGGCGAGAGCGUGUAUGGGGACUUUGGCGCGUCUCUGGACCACCUCAUGAACAAGCUGAUUGCCACCAAACGGCCAGAGGAGAUCCGUGGUGGGGGCCUGCUCAAGUACUGCAACCUGCUGGUAAGAGACUUCCGGCCCACCUCGGAGGAGGAGUUCAAGGGCCUGGAGCGCUACAUGUGCUCCCGCUUCUUCAUCGACUUCCCCGACAUUGGCGAGCAGCAGCGCAAGCUGGAGGCCUACCUGCAGAGUCACUUUGUGGGCGAGGAGAAGAGCAAGUAUGACUACCUCAUGAUCCUGCGGCGUGUGGUCAACGAGAGCACGGUGUGUCUCAUGGGCCACGAGAGGCGGCAGACCCUCAACCUCAUCUCACUGACGGCCUUCAGGGUGCUGGCUGAGCAGAACGCCAUUCCCGACGCCUCUAGCGUCACCUGCUACUACCAGCCGGCGCCCUACGUCCGAGACCACAACUUUAGCAACUACUACGUGGCCUCGUGUAACCAGAACAUUCCAACAUGGCUGCCAUGUAACUGAAAGACACGCACACAAGAGAAGACUGCUGCUUUGAGGGGGAAAAAAAUUAAAAAAAAUAGAUAAAUAUGCUCCCCAUAAACAUAAAUUGGGCCAUAACUGGGAUUUCCCUCUGGUCAUAAAGGAUCUAUUUAAAUGGGCAAGUGGUUUUGUUUGUUUUUUUGGACUCCCUUCUCCUUUCUCAUUCCUUAUCUACAGAAGUGUCAAGAUAAAUUGAUCCAAAGUGAUUUUUAAGUGUUAUUUGGAUUCAUGUUAUUUUGCCUUUUUUCAUAUUGCAAUGUUUUUGUUCCCCCUUUUCCCCCUAAUUUGAGUUUCAAAUUAACGUCCUGAUUCAAUAAUGAAUUGUCCUUGGUGCCUUACUUUCUUCCCCUGACGUUAAGUAUAUUUGGUCCAUCUUAAUAGAAAGGAGGGGGGGGGGAUUGUGUAUUUAAGAAAUGUGAAAAAAGACUGGUGGUGCAGAAUGUUAAUUGUGUAGUGACCAAAAACGAGCAUAACAAAUGUGAAAUGAUUCCUGAGCUGACAUGGAUGUUUAGCUUCCUGAUGUGCAGUAGGGGUUUGCUCAUCAGUGUUUGGGGAUUUUUCUAUUAGUGAGAUGACUUCAUCUUCAUUUCCUUUCGAAGGCAUCCAAGGUAAAAGGGAGGCCAAGGAACUGCUCAUUUUGUUUUAAAUCAAAGGUGUAAAUUGGGAAAGUCAUAUUACCAGCACAGCAGUGUUCUCUAGCGGCCAGAGUGCCUGUGCCGUGUAGACUUUGUAGAGAAGAAUGUGUAAAUUGUAUUUUCCACUGUGAAUGUUGGUGACAGCCUCCUAAAUCUGUUCAGGCCUUUUUUAGAACUUUAUUCAGGCAAGACUGAAUUUGAGUGUAUACUAUGUAGGGUGUAAAGUGGCUUCCUCUCCUUGUGUCCACUCCUCCAUGCAACAGGUCAAAUAGAAUUGUAGCAAACCUAUCCAAACCUUUUGCCUGUUUGUGUAAAUGCUUGAAAGGAGACUAGGAGAGGACCCCAUGAAUGAGUAUUGACAAGCACCCCCAUACAGUGACUGUUGGGCCUUUAUUUGCCCACUGAUCUGGGCUAAUGCAUGUUGUGGGGAGUUACUAUUUUCUUUUAAACUUCUUCCAAAUUGUCAGUGUUCAUGGGCCACCUGGUGGGGUAUAUACUGUAGGCUCAUUCAGAGGGCAGGACAGGGCCUUCCUCUCUUCCUGGAAUCUAAUCUGAGAGGCAGGGAACUACUGUCCCGUUCCUUAAAAGGAGCCCCACUUGGCUGGGUCUGGAGCCCCUUUCAGGCUUCAAUGGCUGAAAUGGGAUCCCAGUCUGGUGCAGGCUACCCAAUAGCUUUAACAGCAGUUUAUAAUUAUUGUGGGAGGGUAAGGAAGAUGGUUGUGUGUGUGUCACUGGCUCUUUACAUGUGCGAGGGCUUACUCACUUUCCGCUCCACUCUCCACCACCCUCUAAGGGUUUGCUAGGGGCAGGCGUGAACCGUUUUCUGGUCAUGGGAGGACAGGGGAACAUGGCUGCUUGCCUAGCACAUUCAACGAAAUGUAAUGGCUGGAAUUCUGUUUUCAAUUUAGCCCUCACGCGUUUUGAUUUAUAUGGCAGAAAUUGUACGCAGAUCUACGACUGGCAUCCCAGUCCCCCUUCAUACAUUAAACCCCAUUUAGUAAUUGCCCCCUACCAUCUCCCUUUCGACUGACCUCUAUUAUAAUUUCCAGUCCAGUAGCCAACUGUUUUCCUUUAAGUGUUUGUACAUCCAGAAAAGGGGUAAGAUGUGGUUCUGCCCUGUUCACAGGCGUGGGGGUGGUUUUUGGGGGGUGGUCAGCCAGCAUGGUCUUCUCUGGAGCUGAUCACACCCCUGGCUCAGGGCAUGUUGAGCUGGCUCAGCAGCCCAAAACGUAGACACUGCUUUUAACCUGGGUUAGCCUUAGCUUAGAUUUAGUCACCAUGUAGGCACGUUCAGUGUUGGGGCACAUUCAGUGUGGGCCAAAGUCUGAACCACCAACUGAAGUGCCUUCAUAUUUUGGCAGGAUUUGUUUUUGGGAGGUUGGGAGAGGGGUAGAAGAGGGGAAUUGGCUCAGUUUGCAAUGUUUUUUAUUUUGUGUUUUUUUGAGGGGGUGGGGGAGCAAAAAGGUUUGUCAUUUGCAUUGGGUAGAUUGUCAUUUAUGGGUUUAGACACUGGCAUUGAAUUACGGAUAUAGCCUUUUUAUUUUUGAAGUUUAUUAUUCUUCCUAAACCCAACCCCAAAACAGGCGUAACUUAGCUGUCUAGUCAUUCCAGUAUUUCUUUGUCAUGCUGUAUGCAUUUUCCCCCCUUCAUUUAGACCCCUUACCCCCUUCAAUUUAUCCAAACCAAAGCAACACUGACAGGUAAUGCAUGAUAACUGUCUGAGGUCAAAUUACUUGUAUACCCCACUCUAUGGAAGCACUUUAGAGGCCUUGACUUACUCAACCCAGCUAGCGGAGAGUGUACAUGAACAUACGCUCUGAAGGAAUCUGAAUGUGGGAGGUGAGCUGGUUCUCAGGGAGGUAAAAUGUGUUGAAGGGCUGUUUCUAUACUUUUUGGGGGAGUGGGGUAUGAACUUUCUGAACCUGUUUUUGUAUUGUGCCCCCAUCUUGGCCACCAGAUUCCUAUAUUUGGUGUGACUCCCUCUAGUGUGUAUAUUAGAAGAUCUGUGUGUCUUUCUCUCUGUGCCGAGACCAUUUUAAAAGCUUGUGGCAUUUGGAUCAGGUGGUCUUCAACCUUGGUUCUGAUUUUUUUUUUUUUUUUUCACGGAAUUGAUUAACUUCAUCAUUCAGGUGGAAAGUCCCCUUGUCUCGCUUUAUUCAGGUGAGAUGCCAUCUCUAAUGGAGAGACGCUCAGUCAUUCCCAGAUAUGUUUACCACCAUGCAAAGUGAUGAAUCAAUUAAGCUUUGAGCCAGAACCAGCAGACCAUUAGUGCUACACAACCAGGGCUGAAGACCUACUGAUAUUGAAUGGGUGUAAAUCCUGUAUUUUUCACUACCUGUCCCUUACCCUGCCUGAAUGUGUUAUGGUUUGUGUCCUUUUCCAAAGAGCAAGUCUUAUCUUUUUUGGAAUGUGACUGAGGCCUUUGACUCUCUACUAUUUUUGCAUUGAGUUUUGGAAUUUGCAGCAGAUACGUUGUUUGUAUACGUGGAUGUGGUUUAAGUGAAAGAUGAAAUUCUUGCUGUGUGAGGUCUUGCAUUCUCUGUCGGCUUUGACUGACUGCAAUGGUGAGGACGUUGAUUAUCAUAUUCAUUUCUCAGCACUUUUACCUCACUAGUUUUCCUUUUUGGAUCAGAAAUGUUUGAAGAGGGGAAAAAAAUAAAGUUUGAACCCCA
This is a messenger RNA of Salvelinus fontinalis (brook trout), 4763 nucleotides long. RefSeq names its product terminal nucleotidyltransferase 5C. The record is from RefSeq and is a predicted model, not a curated record. NCBI's taxonomy places the organism in Eukaryota, Metazoa, Chordata, Actinopteri, Salmoniformes, Salmonidae. The transcript has 2 exons. Gene Ontology annotation, biological process: mRNA stabilization. Gene Ontology annotation, molecular function: RNA binding; poly(A) RNA polymerase activity. The coding region runs from base 260 to 1438 and encodes 392 amino acids.